GCAGCGUGAGCGUGAUGAUUUUUGGAGUGACGACACCACAAAACCAUAGCACAAUAUUACCGAAGCAGAAGGAAAUCGGGUAGAAGCGUCAUCCAACUGAGAAGCUCAGAGUCCCCUAAAAGAGCCAGUGUUCGCCCAGACUGUGGUGAUCAAAUCCGGCUUUAAAAUGGUUCAGUUCGGGUGCAGGGUGUGCGGUGUCUCCGCUGUCGUCUCGCUGCUUCUGGCGGGGCUGGCAGCUGCGUCUUCUGAUCUAUUUGACAAUCAACUAGGCGACAUCAAUUACUGCAAAAAGCAAUGCCAGAUCACCGUCAAAAACAAAAGCCCAGCUAAAGACUCCAUUCUGAAUGCCUGUCACCGUGGUUGCCGUCUUUACUCCAUCUGCCAGUUUGUGAAUGGAAAUGCCGGCUUCAACACCAGCAGAGAGGAGUGUCAAGGAGCCUGCCAGGAAGCGUACAGCAAGCUGCUGGAGCAGGAGGCCUGCAGCACCGGCUGUGCCAGCCAGCCUUCUGAACCUGAGAUCAAGAGGAGGAAGUUGAAGGCCAUGGCCCACCGUCCCAUGCCCCCCUCCGUCAUGGACACCGUGUCCAGCUGGUGUAACGACAUCGUCAGCUCUGCUCAGAGCUUCAUCUCCUCUACCUGGACCUUCUACCUGCAGGCCGAUGAUGGCAAGGUGCUCGUCUUCCAGAGCCAGCCGGAGAUCGAGUACACCCUGCCGGAGCUGCAGGCCCCCCGUUCCAAUGUGGCAGACAAGCCCUGGCCACAGAUUCACUCCCACACACAGAGACCCCAUGGUGUGAAAGGACAUGGGGAGAAGGUAGCAGCCAAGGUGGGAGGCAAGGGCAAGCACCCAGCAGUCCAGCAACAUACGGAAGACCUAACCGCUGAACAUGACUUCCUGGGAUGCAUGUCAAGGCGCUCUGGGCUGCCUCGUUGGAUCUUGGCUGCCUGUCUCUUCCUGUCCAUCAUGGUGAUGUUGUGGCUGAGCUGUGCCAGCCUUGUCACUGCACCUGAACAGCACAUCAAAACACAGCUGAGCAUUAACGGAGACAAGGAGUUUCUUGAUGACGUCCAGAAGGUCAACCCCUACCAUCUGACCCCUGUGAUUGCUGUAGCUAUCGACCAACCAGAGGAGAGCGAGGAGGCAGGACCACUUCCAGUCAAGGUUGACAUCAACAAGACAUCUCUCUAGGGGACCAAUGGGAUAGGAUCAGUGCUUUCUGGGGUAACGUUUUCGUAAAACCUCCCUCAGUAAAAGAUGGAGAACAGAAACACACCAACACUCACACCAGAUUUUCUAUACAUGCAUGGCACCAUCCCUUCACUACAGGUUUGUCUCGUCUUUCUCUAGCGAGUCUGCCCAUCAGAUGUUAGCCUGUUGUGCUUGUCUCUGUGUAGAAUACUGAUUUUGUAGAUUCAUGCUGUCCAUUGUUAAACCUCACUAAGAGCUUCGAAAUCAAAUUGUCACCACCUUCUGGUACCUAUCAUUUUAUACUUGACACUGCAAUUGCUUAAGGCUUAUUUAAUAGACAGUUUAACUAUUAAAUGUAACUACUUAGAUCUGCCUGUGAGAGAGUUAAGGAGAACAGGUGAAUGAGCGCUGAAAGCUUUCCAAGCGUUUGACGUACAAGGGGAUAGAGAAAGAACACAGGGAUUCAAAUUGAAGGUGAAUAACUGUUUUCCUCAUGCUCUUACAUACUUUUGGAAUUAAUUGGUGACUUGCAGAGAAAUAAAAGCAAUUGAGAUGUUCAAAAUGCUUUGAAAGGUAUCUUGUGAACGCUGCAGGAGACAAUAGCUACCAGUGUUUCACCUUUGAUGCUGUGUUUGAUGCGUUUGAGUUUGACUGACGUCAACUGUGAGAAGCAAAUAUACAUAAUACAUCUUAUUUUCCUCACACUGAAUGAAAGAGAAUUCUCAUAUCAGAUUAAAACCUCUUAUGAAUUGGCCACUUUUUUUCAAUUUUUGCCUACAAUGACAUGCCAAAAUCUAACUGCCUGUAGCUCAGGCCCUGAAGCAAGCAUGUGCAUAUUCUUGGUACCAUUUGAA
Molecule: messenger RNA, 2043 nt
Organism: Oncorhynchus tshawytscha (Chinook salmon)
Lineage: Eukaryota; Metazoa; Chordata; Actinopteri; Salmoniformes; Salmonidae
Gene: tmem59l
Product: transmembrane protein 59
Exons: 8
Coding region: 167-1189 (340 amino acids)
Source: RefSeq, a predicted model, not a curated record